AUUUUGGAUUAUUUGUCAGAAUGCUAUCAGCAUAAGGCAGCGGUUGUUCGAUGAUUGUACAUUUUUAUAUACUGUCAGAAUUGUAUGCACAGCAUUAUUCUGCCAUUCGUAGCUCAUAGCUGUUAUGCAGCUGGAGGGUUAACUGGUAAACCUUACAAUACAGGGACAUAUAGUUUAGACAUAGCUCAGUUAAUAAUAGGUAACCCCAGGAAUAUGAAAGCAAAUGAAGUGCUCAAUAGCUGGUGCAAGGACACACCACCCCCUCCCUCCCUCAACGACCCCUCCUGAGCUCACAGUUCAAGCUAAUCAUUGACAGGACUAUUACAAUCCAGUUCUAUAGAGCAGCUGAGAUAAGACAGUCCUGCGCUAGGAGCAGAAGACAGCAGUAGGUGCAGUGGGAUCUCAUCCAUUCUCCCUGCACAAACUGAAUGGAAGUCUCUCCAUCCUUACAUGUGAAAGGAGCCCCCCAGUAGCCGGGAGAAUAGGAGGGGGCACAAUGGCUACAUUUUGGUUAAAGGGCUACUACUGGAUCCUGUUGGUUUUGACAAGAGAAGUCAUUGGAAGUCCUGGAGAAGGCAUACAAGUCUGGGAAAGACUAAGUCAAGUGAACUAUCUAAAUGAAAGUCAGCUCUUUACCCAUGGGACAUUUCCUCCUGGCUUUCUUUGGGGUGUGGGCAGUUCAUCCUUACAGAUGGAAGAUGAUCACUGCAACAGGGGACCUUCUGUAUGGGACCAAUUUAUGAAGACCCACCAGUCUUGGAAAGGCAUCCCUACCAUGGACCAGUCUGCAGACAUCUCAGACACUUUCUCAAGCAAGGAGAUGCCAGCUCUAGAAUUUUUAGGAGUGGACUUUUACCAUCUCUCAAUUUCUUGGCCAAGACUGUUCACACAUGGAAAUAGUAUCCCCAGUGAGCAAGGUGUGCGUUACUACAACAGCAUCAUCAAUAUGCUGAUCAGAAAGGGCAUUCAGCCAGUGAUCACCCUUUACCACUGGGAUCUACCUGUGCCCAUCCAGGAAAAUUAUGGAGGCUGGGCCAAUCAGAGUGUCAUCCAUCUCUUUAAUAACUAUGCCAGGUUCUGUUUCCUAAACUUUGGGGAUCGUGUCAAGUAUUGGAUCACCAUGCACAACCCUUAUCUGAUCGCCUGGCAUGGGUAUGGCACAGGGAUGAAUGCCCCUUGGAUAAAAGGAGAUGAAGCAGCUGUGUCUGCAGUGGCACAUAACCUCAUCAAGGCCCACGCUAUGGUCUGGCAUACCUACAACACUCAUUUCCGCCCAUCUCAAAAGGGAUACAUAUCUGUGACAUUGGGCUCCCACUGGAUAGAACCAGAGAAAAGACAUAUUGACUCAUCAACUAUUAACAUGUGUCAAGAAUCCAUGGAUACUGUACUGGGACGCUUUGCAAAACCUAUUCAUAUCGAUGGAGACUACCCAGAAAGCCUAAAGAGAAAAUAUGGCUCUAACCUUCCCACAUUUUCCGAUUAUGAAAAAGCUCAUAUUAAAGGGACAGCAGACUUUUUUGCAUUCUCCUUUGGACCCAAUAACUUUAAGCGGUCAAAUGAUCCCAACAAGUUGGUUCGCAUCUUAAUUCACUUAAGAGGGGUGUUAAACUGGAUAAAGAUAGAAUAUAACAAUCCUAAAAUCCUGAUAAUGGAGAAUGGGUGGUUUUCAAACAGCAACAUCCAAACUGAAGACACCACAACAGUCUACAUCAUGAAGAAGUUUAUCAAUGAUAUCCUGCAAGCAAUUAAAUAUGAUGAGGUAAAGGUGUUCGGCUACACAGCCUGGUCUUUGAUGGACAGCUUUGAAUGGCAAGAAGGCUACAAAAUAAGACGAGGGUUGUUCUAUGUAGAUUUCACCAACAAGAACAAAGGAAUUACCCCAAAAUCUUCUGCAUUAUAUUUUAAACAAAUCAUACAACAGAACGGUUUUCUAGAAGAAGCUCCAGAACCAGCAAUUCAUGGACAGUUCCCCUGUGACUUCUCCUGGGGGAUAACAGAUUCGGUAUUAAAGGCAGAGCUGGUUCCAUCAUCUCCUCAGUUUGUGGAUCGUAAAUUGUACGCGUGGAACAUUACAGGUGAUGGCAAUCUGCAUGCAAUAAAAGGAGUGGAGCUAAAGACUCGGCCGGCCCAAUGUGCUGAUUUCAUCACCAUCAAAAAACAACUAGCCCUACUGAAAAAUAUGAAAGUCACUUAUUAUAGAUUUGCUCUUAACUGGUCUUUGAUAAUGCCAAAAGGUGACUUAUCCUCAGUUAACAAAGAAGUUCUGAGAUAUUAUCGUUGCAUGAUAACUGAGGCCUCCAAACAUGGAAUAAAGACCAUGCUAACGCUUUAUUACCCGACACAUGGAUCCCAAAGUCUUCCUGGACCAUUGUUAGGAAAUGGAGGCUGGUUAAACAGAACCAUUACUCAGGCUUUCAGAGACUAUGCUAAGCUGUGCUUUGAUCAAUUUGGUCAUCUGGUAAAACAGUGGAUCACUAUUAAUGAGCCAAACCGCUUAAGCCAAUAUUACCAUAACAGCAGUAACAACACCUACCAAGCAGUGCACAAUGCAAUCAUAGCCCAUUCCAUGGCAUGGCAUUUGUAUGACAAGAUCUAUAGACCACAUCAACAAGGUCAGAUAUCCUUGUCUUUACAUACAGACUGGGCUGAGCCUGCAAAUCCCUUCCUAGAUUCCCACGCUGAAGCUGCAGAGAGAUUCCUGCAGUUUGACAUUGCUUGGAUUGCUGAGCCAGUCUUUGGGUCAGGAGACUAUCCCACACUCAUGAGACAAUACAUCAUCACCAAAAAUCAAAAGGGAAUGACAAAGUCUUUCUUACCCUAUUUCACAGAGGAGGAGAAGAAAAGUGUGAAAGGUACAGCAGACUUUUUUGCCAUGAACCAUUUCACCACUAGACUGGUGAUUCACGAGACAAAGAACGAUAGCAGAUUUGAAUCGGAUCGAGACAUUCACUUUCUGUCAGAUGCAACACGUCUAACAUCAUUCAAUGGGCUAGCAGUCGUACCGCAUGGUAUUAGACGACUCCUGAACUGGAUAAGGAAGAACUAUGGAAACAUUGCUAUUUAUAUAACAGCAAAUGGAGUAGAUGACAAGGCAUUAGAAAAGGAUGAACUUAGGAUAUAUUACCUACAGAAAUACAGCCAGCAGUUGUUACAAGCCUACCUACAUGACAACAUCAACUUAAAGGGAUACUAUGCUUUCAAAUUGACUGAUAAAACAAAGCCUCAAUAUGGAUUCUACAGCUCCGUUAUUUUCGACAUGAAAGCCAAGAUGUCAGUGACCACGUACAGUGCAAUAAUCGCUGCCAAUGGCUUUCCACUGGACCAAGUUGGAAAUGACUGCAAAAUGACGGACAAAGACAACUCCUGCUCAUUCUGCACAUUUCUACAUGAGAAGAAACCACUCAUCUUCUUCAGCUUCUGUCUGUUUUCCACGGCCACCCUUCUAUUAACUGUUACAAUAAUCCGAAAGUACAAACGCAAGAGGAGAAAACUACACUCUGUGAAACGCCAGCAUAAUGCUUGCUUCCUUAUCAAAAAGAAAGAGGGAUUCAGCCACUGCUGAUCCACAUUGCACCUAAAACUGACUGUUUUACUAUAAAUCCACUCCAUUUGUUCAAGUCAAAGAUGUAUAGACUUUUAUUGUCACUUCGUCAUAUUUAUAUCUCUUUACUUGCUUUGCCGGAGCAGAAAACUGAUGUUCCCAUGAGUGGAACCUAUAUAGAAAUUAAUUUAUAAACUGAUAUUCUACUGUACAUUUUUCAUUAUUUAAAAAAGAAAAAAAUACCUUUCCAAAAUAUUGGUUAAGUUUGAAUUGUCUUCUAGCAGAUUGGUGGCACUUUUUUGUGAAAAUACUGUCAUGUAUUUAAUUAAAAUGCUGCUGGUCUCACCGUCUGAGAUGAGGGGUGAUGCUUUUUCACACUCCACCUCAAUUAUAGGGUUGAUGACAAGGUGGUCAGUGACAUAUACAGUGGUCCCUCCAGUUACAAUAUAAAUCAGUUUAUAGACUGAAGCCAUUGUAUCUUGAGACCAUAAUUCUAUGGAAAACUAGUCAUUUGUUCUAAAGCCUCAAAAUGUCCUCCCGAAAUUAGAAAAAAAUUUAAAGGUUAAAGAAAAAUAACAAAGUUACAAAUACAGAUAUAGCAAUUCCUUACAUAUUAAAGUCACAAAUAGCUGCAAGCUAUAAAUCAUUUUUUGCAGGUGCUUCUUCAGGGUCCUGUACACAUCGGAGAUACAAAAUGGAACCAUCCUCUCCUGGUGUCCA
This is a messenger RNA of Hyla sarda, 4261 nucleotides long. It is a transcript of the gene KLB, whose product is annotated as klotho beta. Gene Ontology annotation, molecular function: hydrolase activity, hydrolyzing O-glycosyl compounds; fibroblast growth factor receptor binding; fibroblast growth factor binding. Gene Ontology annotation, biological process: fibroblast growth factor receptor signaling pathway; carbohydrate metabolic process. The transcript is spliced from 5 exons. Lineage: Eukaryota; Metazoa; Chordata; Amphibia; Anura; Hylidae. The record is from RefSeq and is a predicted model, not a curated record. The coding region runs from base 497 to 3562 and encodes 1021 amino acids.